AGGAGAAGGCAAACAUUAAUUAAAGGUGAAACGCGUUCCUUAGCGUUUCGUGCGUCAGCUCAUCUUCAGCAGAAAGGAAGCAUACGGUUCGCAAGCAUAGUUCAAGUGGAAGCCAUCUUCCUGCGACGUGAUCUGUCUCACCUCCACGAGCUCCAAUAACUGAGGGCUCCACGGGCUCCGAGGGCUGUCGUACAAUACUCGGUAGCGCCUUAGCUGGGAGCUGAAGCCCCGACCACAGCGCCACCUGGAGGACGACCGCAGCGGCUGCCGCCAUGGUGGACUUCGGCAACACGCAGAAGGACCGCUGGGUGUGUCCCAACGACCGCCAGCUCGCGCUCCGAGCCAAGCUGAGGACGGGCUGGUCGGUGAAGACGCAGUCGCUGGAGCAGUACGGCGGCCAGGCGGACAACCCGUCGCUGAGCGAGCAAGAGCAGGAGACCAUCCUGCAGGUGAUCCGCCGCGCCGAGAUGCUAGACCUCACCGAACAGGAGCGCGUCGGACGGCUGGUGGAGCGUCUGGAGAACAUGAAGCGCAACGCGCUGGGCAACGGCACCAGCCAGUGCGUGCUCUGCGGGGAGACGUUCGGCGUGCUGGGGUCGCCCAGCCUCAUCUGCCACGACUGCAAGAAGGCCGUGUGCCAGAAGUGUGGCUUCGAGACGUUCACCGCUCACAAGGAGCCCAUUUCACUCUGCAAGAUUUGCUCUGAGACACGAGAAAUGUGGAAGAAAUCGGGCGCCUGGUUCUUCAAGGGCUUACCGAAAUAUGUACUGCCGGAGAAGAAGACGAAAGACGGUGGCGGGAAGUACGGAGUGCGCAGAAUACAAAGGCCAGGCCUCGAGAAGAACAGCUGGUCGCGAGCUGGCAGGCAAGGCCACAAAGGCGGCGCAGACGCGGAGGAAGAGAGCAGCUCGGAGGAGGAAGUGCCGAUGAAGGCGUACGCGCCGCGCACCAGCAUCCUCGACUCGGCGCCGACGGGCCCGCCGCCAACGGACACGUCGGGCUCCAACAGCAGCUCUGGCACCCGGCAAGGCAGUCUGGCCGCGGGUGAGCCUAGCCUGCGGGCUACUUCUCCCGGCGUCCCGUCUCAGAGAUCAGAGUCCCUAUCACUGGCUAGUGACGGAGAUCUUUCGGUAGGGCAGCCGGGCAGUGACACUCACCGUGCAAUGGCAUACCUUGGUGCUAGCACAGAUUUUUAUCAAUCUGAGACUGCAAGUAUGUCCAGUGUCAUGUACAGCAGGCAAAGCAGCAUUAACCAGCCAGAAAUUAUGCGACAGCAGAGUUUGAUGGGAAUGACAACAAAUUCUCUCAGUGCCAGCAAUUCACUCUGGGAGGCAACAGUUCCAAACAGUAUUACAGAGGGACCUGAAGUCGCAUCCUAUUCAGCACAGCGUUCUCCAAGUUCCAGCCACAUGAGGAGGGACUCCCAGGCCUCAAGCACAUCACGGGACUGGUAUUUGUCAGAUGACAGAACAUCCAUAGGUAGCAGUUCUGUUAGUGGUCAGCACACAUCAAGUACUACUGGUGAUACAGCAGAAGAUUUUACUGACAGUGCAGGAGAAAAUGUCCAGUUAGGCAAACUAGAGUUAUCAUUGCUCUAUGACUCCUUUGCUGGUGCACUUCAUUGUUCACUUCACAGAGCAAAAGGAUUGAAACCAAUGGAUAUCAAUGGGCUAUCAGAUCCAUUUUGCAGACUUAGUCUCAUACCAACAGAAGGAAGGUCCAAUACAUUAAGAACUAAAACAGUCCACAAAACAAGAAACCCAGAGUUUAAUGAAACUCUCACAUUUUAUGCAGUAUCAGAGGAAGAGAUCAACAGGAAAAUACUGCAUAUUGUCAUUUUGGAUGAUGACAAGUAUGGCAAUGACUUCAUUGGAGAAGCCCAUAUUCCUCUAUCUUGCCUUAAGAUGCAGCAAAUGAAGCAUUUUAAUGUUCCACUGGAGAAACAGUUUCUGGUUGAGCAGGGAGACAACAUGUGGAAUAAUGAUGCUUGGACACGUGGACAGAUCCUAGUCACUUUGUGUUAUUCCACUAAAAAGAAGGCAUUGAUUGUGGGUAUUGUCCGCUGUGCAAAUCUUAUUCCUAUGGACAACAAUGGCUUUUCUGAUCCAUUUGUCAAACUGAGGCUGAAACCUGAUCCAUACCAUCGUAAACACAAAACUUCAAUUAAAUGGAAGAAUCUGAAUCCUGUUUUCAAUGAAGAAUUUGCUUUUGAUACAAAGAUGACAGAUCUUCCAAAACAAGAACUUGAGAUCACAGUAUGGGACAAAGAUUAUGGGAAAAGUAAUGAUUAUCUUGGUGGUCUGGAACUCAGCUGCCGCUCAAAGGGAGAACGACUGAAACACUGGGUUGAUAUGAUCAAAUUCCCAGACCACAAACAUGAAGGUUGGCAUAAUCUGGGAGAAGAUUUGCUAGGAGACUGAAUUUCUCCAUAGCAGUACAACAUUUUACUGAAAUUCUAGCUGAAAGUAUUUUCCCUCUCAUCAUUCUUAUGAAGAAAUUACCACAGUAGAAGACUGAGAAUACAUCUGAGGUCAUCAAUAUAUUGUAUGCCUUAUUAUCGUGGAAUAAAAUACAGUAGAUGUUAGAUUUCACAGCACUGAUCUUUCAGGGAAUGCAAAGUGCCUAGGCUGUAUGAAGUGACUAUAUUCGUAGGAGAAAAGUAAACAACUGAAUUCAAAAGUGUAUGUAAUUACUAAGACUUUGACAUUAUAUCUGAAUAUUUUUGUUACUUCCUCUUAACUACUGAAAUUAAUAUUCAACUAAGCAAGCAAUAGCUGUCAAUAGAUACACAGAUUAUUGGUAUAGGUGUCACUCUGUAGCUGUAGCCAAUCACACUGCCAAAUGAUAGUGCAAUUACCCAUAUUAAUAGUGCAAACAAAGCAUCAAUCUUAAUUUGCUUACUGAUUAGCAGUGGUAGGUGAACACUAUCUGCAACAUGU
Schistocerca serialis cubense is the source of this 2939-nucleotide messenger RNA. RefSeq names its product rabphilin-3A (gene Rph). Gene Ontology annotation, cellular component: membrane. The record is from RefSeq and is a predicted model, not a curated record. Gene Ontology annotation, biological process: intracellular protein transport. Gene Ontology annotation, molecular function: small GTPase binding. The transcript has 20 exons. Lineage: Eukaryota; Metazoa; Arthropoda; Insecta; Orthoptera; Acrididae. Bases 273 to 2420 code for a protein of 715 amino acids.